CACCAAUUUUCCGAGCUCGGAACCAUGGAGAGCUUGGUUAGCUCGUGAUACGGUAUUUAACCAACCACCAUGUGUGGUGUGUUGUGGGCCACCUCUUACUACCGUGCCAUACGCCCAUACGCGUCCUUUUAUGCACUUCCUUACUCAAGAUUUCAUAUGAGGGAAAUCCGAGGCUAAUUCGUUUUAGAAGAAUUAAUUUUCUGGAUAGGUCGAGAAACAAAAAACAUGGGCAAAAGUGUUUUUCUAUAAGUGAAGCAAAAAUUGGCGUCCAUGGUGUGCCAAAAAGGACAUUUGCUGUACCGAACGAAGCAGAACGGAAUAAUUUGAGAAGAGAAAAUGCUCGACUUCUAUACGGGCGUAAUGCUGAGCGUAUCCUCGCCAUGGAAACAUUGGUUGAUAUGCGUUUUGAACAGGAGUUCGCUAGAAAGCGACCGCCUUUGUGGCCAAACAUCCCUUUGAAGUUCUGA
Molecule: messenger RNA, 467 nt
Organism: Angiostrongylus costaricensis
Lineage: Eukaryota; Metazoa; Nematoda; Chromadorea; Rhabditida; Metastrongylidae
Source: the annotation of a GenBank genome assembly